This is a messenger RNA of Prunus armeniaca (apricot), 846 nucleotides long. NCBI's taxonomy places the organism in Eukaryota, Viridiplantae, Streptophyta, Magnoliopsida, Rosales, Rosaceae. The record is from the annotation of a GenBank genome assembly.
AUGGCUGCACCGUUUUUCUCGACGCCUUUUCAGCCGUACGUGUACCAGAGUCAACAAGAUGCUGUGGUACCUUUUCAAAUUUUAGGAGGUGAAGCUCAACUGGUUCAGAUAAUGUUGAAGCCAGAAGAAAAGGUUAUCGCGAAGCCUGGUUCAAUGUGCUUCAUGUCUGGGUCGAUCGAGAUGGAAAAUGUUUUUGUUCCUGAAAAUGAAGGAGGCAUGUGGCAGUGGCUUUUUGGGAAGACAGUCAGCAGCAUAACUUUUCGUAAUGCUGGUCAAGGUGAUGGGUUUGUCGGGAUUGGCGCACCUACUCUUGCAAGAGUUCUCCCGAUUGAUUUGGCUAUGUUUGGUGGAGAGAUUUUGUGCCAGCCAGAUGCAUUCCUUUGUUCUGUCAGUGAUGUUAAAGUCAGUAACACAAUUGAUCAAAGGGCACGUAAUGUUAUUCCUGGUCCAGAGGGAUUUCUAAGACAGAAGCUGUCAGGCCGAGGUCUCGCAUUUAUACUUGGAGGUGGAUCUGUUGUACAGAAAAAUCUUGAGGUGGGCGAAGUACUAUCUGUUGAUGUGUCUUGUAUAGCUGCCGUGACUGGAACAGUCAAUAUCCAAAUCAAAUUCAAUGGUACCAUGAGAAGAGCACUGUUUGGCAGUGACAAUCUGGUAACAGCUGUUCUAACCGGGCCAGGCAUCGUCUUCAUUCAGAGUUUACCUUUUCAUCGAUUUUCUCAGCGCAUUGCCAGGGCGGUUACAUCCCCAAACAUGAGGGAAAAUCCAAAGUUCUAUGUGCAGAUAGCCAUUUUCUUUUUUCUGGCAUAUGUUGUGAUUGUAUCUUCCUUAAUCUUGACUGAUGUAUGA